Molecule: messenger RNA, 227 nt
Organism: Funneliformis caledonium
Lineage: Eukaryota; Fungi; Glomeromycota; Glomeromycetes; Glomerales; Glomeraceae
Source: the annotation of a GenBank genome assembly
CUCAGCAAUGUAAAGAUCAAAAUCUUCCACCCUCAAAUUACGGUGCCUGUUGGGUACAUAAUUGGAUUACUGAUAUUGAUCCAAAAUUGGUUCCCGGCGAUUAUGAUGUAUGGGUGCAUGUGUACUAUUGUCCGGCUGACUGUAGUAACCAUGAUUGCAGCAUGUAUCUGGGUGGUUUGUAUGAUUGCGAAAAGAGAUACCACGUGUUUAUUGAAGAUUAUAAAUAA